Pongo pygmaeus (Bornean orangutan) is the source of this 3216-nucleotide messenger RNA. It is a transcript of the gene TMEM200B, whose product is annotated as transmembrane protein 200B. Bases 548 to 1735 code for a protein of 395 amino acids. The record is from RefSeq and is a predicted model, not a curated record. Lineage: Eukaryota; Metazoa; Chordata; Mammalia; Primates; Hominidae. The transcript has 2 exons.
UUCCUGCCUCCAGGGGCGGGAGGGCGCGAAGGCCGGCCCGCCCCCUUCGGGCUCGUCGGCGGGGUCGCAGCUCUCAGCACCCUCCCCGUUAUUGGGAACAAACCCGCUUCCCCACUGGCGAAGGGGCGCCUGUUCUUAGGAGUACCCGGCGGCACUUCCGCACCCCGUCCGGUUCUUUCAGCUACGAGGCCCGCCCCUCCCCGGGCUCUGCUUUCGCUGGGGGUUUUGCGGAGUCGCCCGGGGCUGGCCCGUGGCGUCUGGCUCUUGCCUCUCGGCAUCUUGCGAGGCUGACGCCUUGGGACCCAUUGCACAGAUGAAGUCGGCGAGGUUCAGCGACAGCAAGGGCUGCGGGACCGGGGCAGAGCAGGGAUUCGGGCUGCCUCCUCCUGGAAGCUCCCCGGGCGCCUGGGAUGAGGGGCUCUGGGAAGCGGGGAAGGACGUGCGGGUGUCGGGGCUCCUGGGUCCCGGGUCUCAGUUGCCCCAUGUAGGGAGGGGGCGCCUUUCUGGGCCUUUGCGACCGAUGUAAGCUGGGGGUGGGAGAGUGGGGAUGGCAGGACUCGGGCCCCGGGUGCCCGGAGUCACCAGGCGCGCACACGGCGCCUACCUGCGAUCCUUUGACCUGAGCUGCCGCCUUUCAGCAGCGGUGGGGCCGGGCCCGGCGCGGGUCGGACGGUCCCGGGGGCUGGAGGCGGGGCCGGGGCGGGGCCGGGGCCGGGCCGUGGAGACCCGGGCGGCUCCGGAGCCUCGGCGCGCCGACUGGGACCCGGACCCGCGCGGCGCUGCGGCGCCAGAGCGCCCAGACGACGGCGAGAUGACGGCCGGGAGCCCCGAAGAAUGCGGGGAGGUGCGGAGGAGCCCCGAGGGCCGCGUCUCUCGCUUGGGCCGCCGCCUGGGCCGCCGCCGGCGCCCGCGCUCCCCGCCCGAGCCUCUGCGGGUGCGGGCGCGGCUGCGGCUGCGCUCGCCGUCGGGGGCGUUCGCGGCGCUGGGGGCGCUCGUGGUACUGGUGGGUAUGGGCAUUGCAGUGGCCGGCUACUGGCCGCACCGGGCCGGGGCCCCAGGGUCCUGGGCCGCCAAUGCCAGCUCGCCCCAGAUGAGCGAGCUGCGACGCGAGGGUCGCGGCGGGGGCCGGGCUCACGGCCCGCACGAGCGGCUGCGGCUCCUCGGGCCGGUGAUCAUGGGCGUCGGCCUGUUCGUGUUCAUCUGCGCCAACACGCUGCUGUAUGAGAACCGAGACUUGGAGACGCAACGGCUCCGCCAGGGGGUGCUGCGGGCCCAGGCGCUCCGGCCCCCCGACGGCCCCGGCUGGGACUGCGCCCUCCUUACCAGCCCCGGCCCUAGGACUCCCCGAGCCGUAGGCUGCGCAGAGCCAGAAAUCUGGGACCCGUCCCCGCGUCGGGGUACUUCACCCGUCCCGUCAGUGCGGAGUCUGCGUUCAGAGCCUGCUAAUCCUCGCUUGGGGUUACCUGCCCUGCUCAACAGCUACCCGUUGAAGGGCCCCGGGCUGCCCCCACCCUGGGGUCCACGGACGCAGACUGGCCAUGUGAUCAUCACCGUGCAGCCGUCUGGCUCCUGCAUUGAACAUUCCAAAUCUCUGGAUCUGGGCCUUGGGGAGCUCCUCCUUGGGGCCCCAGCAGCUCGGGAGUGUGCUCACCGAAGCUGGCCACGGCUGGACCGCCUCAGUCUUGGGGGCUAUGCCAAAUUGGGAGGAGGAGGGGACUUGGGGGCCCGGGUCUGAAGAGAGGGGAGACAGCCUGCUCUGAGGCUGCAGCAUGGACCAUGCUAAUAGGACCAGAGGACCAGGAGUCCCAACGUCUAAUAGAUGUUUCAGUCACAUCCCAGGCUGGGGAUGGAUGCUCUGACCACAGCAGCUGUGAAGGGCAUCCUGACCUGCAUGUGGGCAGAGAAAUGCCAGCUGCACCAGGGCUCAGUGAGCUGGAGAGGGUGCGUUUCACUGUGGAGUGUGGAGGACUCGCCUCAGGAAUUUCUUCAGCCUCUGUAAGUGGCCUUAGCCCUAAGGGGGCUGGAGGUCCAGGCCAAGGUGACUGGGAGAUGUACCCAGUGUCUUGGCAAACCCAAGAAAGUGGUGGGUAAGGGCCCCUAAGACUGGGAGGUAGGUUGGGAUGUUACAGGCUGGGGCAGGUUCCUUCCAAGGCGGCACUGGUGAUGGAGUGUGGGGCCUCUGGGAAGAUGGACCAUGGGAUGAGACUCUCCACUGCCAUCUGGGACGGGGACUGAGCCUUGAACUCCUACCACCUCAAUCCCUUUCUUCCCUCAGCCAUCUGGGGUAUAUCCCUCUAGAGCUACACUACUGCCAAUGCCUUCAUACUGAGGUCUGGGCACCUCUGCAAAUAAGUCUGAGAAGCCCCUUCUCUCCUUCCUUUAUUGUGGCCUGUGCUGCAGAAUCUCACUGCAGCUGGCAAGAGGCAUUGGCCAGCUCUCAGAAAUCCCUUUACUCAACGUUGAAGCUGCAUUUUGGUCAAUGUGGGUAACUUACUUUAGAAAAUGACUUGAGUUUAGGUCUCCCCUACCCAUAUUUAAUUUUUCCCCAAGUUGCUGGUAGAAGAGAAAUUUAAAAGUGGAUCAAUCCUCACAGAGUCGGUUCUUUUUGUUGUUUAUUGAAAAAAAUGCAAUACAAGAAGCAAGACCAAACAUAUAUCUAAACACUACAACCACUUCUCCUACUACGAAAGGCCAAAACAGCAGACUUGAUUAUUGCCUGUGUAGUCUAAGGAUUCUGCCAAUCUGAUUCUGCUGCCCGAGUUCCUAUUUUUUCAAGAAAUGUAAACAACUACUUGAUAUGAUUCAUAAUUUUAAAAAAAUUUACAAAGCUCCUUCAUUUUUGUCACCAAAAUAAUACAUUUGAGAGAGAUUUGUAGAAACAACCAGCCUGGGGCUGAGAUCCUGGGCAGAAAUUUCCCGUGAGCAUCAAAGGGCGUCAGUUAGGCCACAGCUCUGGCUCCAUUUCCCGAGAUUUGUUGUCUCCUCACCCCCAGCUGCCAAGCAUCCCCCAACACACACUGACGGGCCUGGCCGGGGUGGGGGUGGAGGAGAGAGGGGGAUGGGUCACGGUGCCCUGACAGGUCCCGCAGUUAGGCUCCCUGAGCCCUCGGCUUAUAAAUACAGGUCUUGCUUUGUGGGUGGGUGCCAGAGUCCUCAUGUGGCUUGGAGGAAAUCUUUAUUUCUCAAAUUAAAAUAAAAUUGCAGCGAGAGUUGUUA